AUCCGCACCCGGGACCUGGAGCGGCGGCCUCCCGCCAUGGGCCUUCGCCGCGGUCCCUGCCCUGCGGCGCUGCUCCCGGGGGGCUUCCUGUUCCUCCUGCUGCUGGCAGACCCGGCGCUCCUCGCUGGACGCCGCCCUCCGGUGGUGCUAGUGCCUGGUGAUUUGGGCAACCAGCUGGAGGCAAAGCUAGACAAGCCAACGGUUGUGCACUACCUCUGCUCCAAGAGGACGGAAAGCUACUUCACACUCUGGCUGAAUCUCGAACUGCUGCUGCCUGUCAUCAUUGAUUGCUGGAUUGACAAUAUCAGGCUGGUCUACAACAGAACAUCCCGGGCCACCCAGUUCCCAGAUGGUGUGGAUGUACGCGUGCCUGGCUUUGGAAAGACUUUCUCACUGGAGUUCCUGGACCCCAGCAAAAGUAGUGUGGGUUCCUAUUUCCAUACCAUGGUAGAGAGCCUUGUGGACUGGGGCUAUAUACGGGGUGAGGAUGUCCGGGGUGCCCCCUACGACUGGCGCCGAGCCCCAAAUGAAAACGGGCCCUACUUCCUGGCCCUCCGGGAGAUGAUCGAGGAGAUGUACCAGCUGUAUGGGGGACCUGUGGUGCUGGUUGCCCACAGCAUGGGCAACAUGUACACACUCUACUUUCUGCAGCGGCAGCCACAGGCCUGGAAGAACAAGUAUAUUCAAGCAUUUGUGGCACUGGGUGCGCCCUGGGGUGGCGUGGCCAAGACUUUGCGUGUCCUGGCCUCAGGAGACAACAAUCGGAUCCCCGUCAUUAGGCCCCUGAAGAUCCGGGAGCAGCAGCGCUCAGCCGUCUCCACCAGCUGGCUGCUGCCUUAUAACUACACCUGGUCACCUGAAAAGAUCUUCGUGCAUACGCCCACAGCCAACUACACGCUGCGGGACUAUCACCAGUUCUUCCAGGAUAUUGGCUUCAAAGAUGGAUGGCUCAUGCGGCAGGACACGGAGGGGCUGGUGGAAGCCAUGGUGCCGCCCGGCGUGCCGCUGCACUGCCUCUAUGGCACUGGUGUCCCCACGCCAGACUCCUUCUACUAUGAGAGCUUCCCAGACCGUGAUCCCAAAAUCUGCUUUGGCGACGGUGACGGCACCGUGAACUUGCAGAGUGCCCUGCAGUGCCAGGCCUGGCGUGGCCACCAGGAGCACCAAGUGUCUUUGCAGGCACUGCCAGGCAGCGAGCACAUAGAGAUGCUGGCCAAUGCCACUACCUUGGCCUAUCUGAAACGUGUGCUCCUUGGGCCCUGAUUCCUGUGCCAGGCGGGACUGGGGGAUGGCCUGGCCACCGCUGUUUCUCUUGUCCUCUGGGGCUAUCAUGGCCCACGAGUUUAGCAGUUUGUGACUGACUGCCAAAGGUCCUCAGUCUUGGGUUGUGAAAUGCCUGCCGUUGGGAGGUACUGUUUCUUACCCUUCCUUUGUGGGAGUGAGGAAGGAAGAAAUAGUCUGGACUCACUUGAGGGAUCCCUGCUGGGAAGAAUGCUGCUGCUGCUGCUGCUGGAAUUGCUGUGACCUCAGGACUGGCUCCACAGGCAAGGAUUGGCUGGCAUCUGGCCCCAAUCCUGAACUCAGGGGCCUCUUUGUUCCUCACACCCCUGUGGCCUUUUCACACUCACCCACCAGGCCCUGGCCCCUCAGCCUUCCUGUGAGGGAUAUUACUGAGCUGUGUUCCCUGUCCCUAAAGGUCCCAGGGAUGGGCCGGUCCCUAUGGUGAUCUUCCCAUAAACUGGCCAUAAACAGGUAGGCUUGCUACUGGCUGUGGGUGGCUGGAGCUGCUGGCUUCCCUAGGGCCUAGUUGCUGUGAGCCUGACUGUGGCUUUCUGGAGGCAGCCUGGUUCCUCCUGCAGGCAGGGGCGAGUUGUGUUCUCCAUGGUUCCCAGGUCCUGGGGCAUUCAUUCCUACCUCCCUCACCUCUAAGAACAGCCUAGCUCAGGAUUGAGCAGCAGAUGGCCCUCCAGUUCUUGGGGACUCUGUCCCAGGAGCCUCGAUUCCCUUGGACUCCUACCCACAGUAUUGAUGCUGGUUCCCUUUGCCCUGGGACUGUGGUUCAAGGAUGAGAGCAGGGCCCAGUCCCAUAGCCUUUUAGGGACUCAUGAAGAAAAACUAAGGAUGCAGCUGAGGCCAUUCAGAACUACCCUGAAUCCCACCACCACAUUACCACUCUAGGGCUUUUCUAGCAUCCGGGUGGGCUGGCACAGGGCUGAGAGGAGAUGGGGCUCUUGUCCAUCCUGCACAGCACCUACUCCCUCCAGGCAGCUCAGUGGUGUUUAGUCUGCAGACACUAGCCCAGAACCUUGAGUGGGCCCCCGAAAGAGCAGGGUGGCUUGGGGCUCCCCUGGUAGUUUUCUGUCUGUUCCAGAGGUGCUUCCCUGAUCUUCCUAUAAUAGCAGGGAUGGAGAGUCUGGAUUUGCCUUGGUGGCAGUCAUCUCCAAGUGGGCAACGGCUAUAGGCCAAGACUUGAGUCUAGCCUAUAGGAUGGGACCCCAGAGCCAGAGUCUGGGGUUGUGCUGCUGGACUGGACUGUGCUGCUUUCCCACAGGGUUUCUGUGGAGCUGGAUUUUCUCUGUUAUGAACACACCCAGCAUCUCUCCUUUCAUUCCUGGAUGGUGGGCUCUUCGUGGAGCUCUAAGCAGGCUGUACCUUGAUUCUGGCAAUAAAAAUGUUCUGGAUGC
Canis lupus familiaris (dog) is the source of this 2684-nucleotide messenger RNA. It is a transcript of the gene PLA2G15, whose product is annotated as phospholipase A2 group XV. Gene Ontology annotation, cellular component: lysosome. The record is from RefSeq and is marked provisional. Lineage: Eukaryota; Metazoa; Chordata; Mammalia; Carnivora; Canidae. Gene Ontology annotation, biological process: ceramide metabolic process; phosphatidylcholine metabolic process.